Suncus etruscus (white-toothed pygmy shrew) is the source of this 939-nucleotide messenger RNA. RefSeq names its product putative olfactory receptor 1F12P. Lineage: Eukaryota; Metazoa; Chordata; Mammalia; Eulipotyphla; Soricidae. The record is from RefSeq and is a predicted model, not a curated record. Gene Ontology annotation, molecular function: G protein-coupled receptor activity; olfactory receptor activity. The transcript has a single exon. Gene Ontology annotation, biological process: G protein-coupled receptor signaling pathway. Gene Ontology annotation, cellular component: membrane. The coding region runs from base 1 to 939 and encodes 312 amino acids.
AUGGAAAAGGAAAAUCAAACCAGAGUGUCUGAAUUUCUCCUCCUGGGCUUUUCAAGUUGGCCAGAACAGCAGGGCCUCCUUUUUGCACUUUUCCUGUGCCUCUACUUAACAGGGCUUCUUGGAAACAUACUCAUUUUGCUCGCUAUCGGCUCCGAACAACGCCUUCACUCCCCCAUGUACUUCUUCCUUGCCAAUCUGUCCUUGGUCGACCUCUGUCUUCCUUCAGCUACAGUCCCCAAGUUGCUGCAAAACCUCCAAACACAGACUCAGUCCAUCUCCUACUCCAGCUGCCUAGCCCAGAUGUAUUUCUGCAUGAUGUUUGCCAACAUGGACAACUUCCUUCUCACAGUGAUGGCCUAUGACCGCUAUGUUGCCAUCUGCCACCCUUUGCACUACUCCACCAUCAUGACGCAAAGGCUCUGUGCUGCUCUGGUGGCUGUUCCCUGGGUCAUUGCCACUUUGAACCCACUCUUGCACACCCUCCUGUUGGCCCGUCUGCACUUCUGCUCGGACAAUGUUAUCCGUCAUUUCUUCUGUGACAUCAACUCUCUCCUCCCUCUCUCCUGUUCAGAUACCAGCCUGAAUCAGAUCAUGGUCCUGGCUGUUGUGGGACUGAUCUUUGUGGUUCCGUCAGGCUGUAUUCUGGCGUCUUAUACCCUCAUCAUCUCUGCGGUGAUGAAAAUCCCUUCCACCCAAGGAAAACUCAAAGCUUUCUCUACCUGUGGGUCCCACCUUGCCCUGGUCAUUCUUUUCUAUGGAGCCAUCACAGGGGUCUAUAUGAGCCCCUCAUUAGAACAUUCAACUGAAAAAGACUCGGCAGCAUCUGUGAUUUUCAUGGUGGUAGCGCCUGUAGUGAAUCCUUUCAUUUAUAGUCUAAGGAACAAUGAGUUGAAGGCAGCCUUAAGGAAGGUUCUAGGCCAGAGCAAGAUCUCCCAGUAA